This is a messenger RNA of Didymodactylos carnosus, 2326 nucleotides long. NCBI's taxonomy places the organism in Eukaryota, Metazoa, Rotifera, Eurotatoria, Philodinida, Philodinidae. The record is from the annotation of a GenBank genome assembly.
AGGUGUCAUAUGUUGUUGACCACGCCAAAAAAGUGGUCCAGCAGAAUACUGAUGCUCUGAGGUUUUUCAGAAGGUUUCUGGAAAACCUUAAGCCAAUGCUCAGCUCACAUUCACCUUUUCCGUCUUCGAUUAUGUUUUAUGAGCUGUCCUGAGAGUUUGCUGAAAAAAACCGGCGAAAUUUUCAACAUUAACUUUUGUUUUACAUUAUGAUCCAUUUAUUUUUUUUCAUAAUGUAUCGCUUUCACAAAAUGUUUUCUUACUUUCCUUCGUGUGACACGACACGAAUCGUGUCGUUUGAAUUCGUUCGAUUAAGCGACUUGGAAUACGGAAACAACUCGUUAAAUACUUCUGAUGCAAUUUAUUUCAUUCUCGUGAAUUUCCCCAAUAUUCGAUGGUGAAUUAUUCAGAGUUGACCUGCACAUCUUUUUAAAUACCUUCACUUGAGGUCAGGGAAUGCUCCUUUUCGGCACUGAAAUAACCCUAGGCGACCGAACUUACGGCAAUUCUAUAAGGAUCUUAUAGAAAUCUUAUAGGAAUUUUAUAUAAAGCAGUCGAUGGAAAUGCGUAAGAUAUUGAUAAGAUUCUUAUACGAAGGGAUAUAAGAAUCUUAUAAGAUUCCGAUAAGAAUUCGGCAAGACAGGUUGUACAAUUGGUUUAAAAGAAUUCAUAAAAUAAGUUAACAUACGAACUUUUAUUUACCUCAAUUAAAGCGUCUGCCUGUAAGUGAACUGAGUGAGUAACCCUGCAUCGGUCGGAAGCCUACGAAGAACAGAAAAUCGCCUUAGACCGUAUGAAAUCCUACCUAAUCUUAUCAUAGGAACGCAUGUGAUUUCUAUUAGGGUAAUGUGGUACUUCUUAUAGGAUUCUAUCAUCUGAAUCCUAUAUUAGCUUACACUGGGAAAUCUGUCACAUGCUGUGAACUUCUAUAUAGAAUUAUCUAGGAAUUUAUCUUGUAUUUUACUAGUAACAACUCGUUAAAUGUGUUUUUCAACAAUACAUGCUCUAUUCCGAUCAAUCAAGAAACAAGUUUCUUGGGCCACUGACUACCCUGUAAAAAAAACGUAUAGUGCAAAACAGAAAGGGGUUUUUGCAUUUGCAACUAUACCAAACGCAUUUCCGUUUUACAUUUAGAGUGCAAAAACCCCUUCCGCUUUUGAAAACACUGCUUUAACAGUAAAUGCAAAAACGGAUAAGGGUUUUUUGUACGUAUAUUGUAGGUUUUGUAGUUAAUUUCAAAAAUCUCCUAUAGUAUUUCAAAAUACGCCUAACCGUAUUUGAAGGAGUUUCUGCGCUCUGCAAAACCGAAAUACAUUUCGUAUAGGGGUAACAAAAAACCCUCCGAAAUACUGAUUUCUAGUAUUUCGAACUACGCUUCAGAAUUUCAUGCAUAUCAUUCAAGGAAAAGCUUCAACUUUCUUUGCUAAACAGAAAAUCGAUUCGAAAAUCGAACAGAAAUUUCAAUCAUCACUUCAAACUGAAAUUAUAGACUACGUUGAUAUAGACUACGUUACAUUCACACGUUAUGUUCCAUCUUAUAUUCAAAAACCGAUCAUGAUAAUUGGGGGACAUGUUUAUGUAUAACUUGUCUAAAUCCUCAACUCAAAUAUGAAAAACUUCAUCAAGUGAAGCACAAAUAUUCUUGUAUAAAAUCUAUAAUAGAUUCCACACCUAUUGAUUUAUAUGAUCUAGCAAAAGAUGAAAAAAAAAUAAAUGAAUUUAAAGAUAAUUUAGCUAAAUUAAAUCAAGAAGAUUUUUUGUUACCUUUUGUGAAUGGCAAAAGAAAAGAAAGAUAACUGUAUAGCUCUGAUUUCUACAAAAGUUACAAUGACUAUAUCGAUGAAAGAGUUUGUAAAGAAGUUUGUAUCGGAAAUUGAUGUAAGUCAUCCUUUUUUCACUUGCUGCUAAAGCAGCUAAAGAACAAACGAAAGAAGAUGAUCAAGUAGCAACAAUCCAAUUAGACUGGUCCGAAAAUUAUAACUUGAAACAAGCAUGGGAAGAAAAAGGAGCGUAUUAUUAUGAACGCCAUGUUGCUAUUCAAUCAGGUUUUAUAUGGUUGAAGAAUAAUUCGUUUAGUUUUGCUAGUAUUAGCGAUGAUACGUGCCAUAUGGCUGAAGCAGCGUGGACUGCUAUCCAAGAUUUGCUGAACGAAUUAAUUGAUGAAAAUAAUAUCAACACAAUCAAUUUUAUAUCCGAUUCUCCAGUUUCUCAAUAUCGAAACAAGACGACGAUAUUUAUGAUGAAAAGAUUUGCAAUUGAUUAUAAUAUUGAUAUUAAAUGGAUUUUCCUAGAAUCGGGACACGGUAAAGGUGUUGCUGAUGCCGUAUGA